CUUCACUUCACGUUGAGGACUCACGCAGGGAGCGGAGAAGUUGUUGGGAACAGAAGCUGAUGAGAUGAGAGUUUGCGGGCUGGCAAGAAAGAAUCGAUUCAUGCGGCGAGCCGCUGACGUCACGGCGCGUGGGGUCCGACCGUGUCGCAGAGGUCCUCCUCAAAAGCGCCUCUCGCGCAUCGCCGGCACGUCACACCGCCGCCGCUUGUCCGCAUCUCGAAUCCGCUGCGCCCGCCGCCCGUCGUCAUCUUCACCAGUGCAGCCUCUCUGAUGGGAUUUGGGGAAAGAGACGACAUGUCUGCUCGUCACAGUCACGAGAUGAGUGCGGUGCUAAGGGUGUCGCACCUUCCUCUGGUCCGCUCGGCGCUGCAGUCGCUGACCUCGGUGUACUCGGAGGCCAAAAGUCGCUACCCGUUGCUGGGCCUGGUGGGAGGCGUGGCCGAGGUGGGGGUCCGAAACGCCUCCAUGGUGGCCUUGAGCAGUGCCGCGCCCCUCACGCAGACCCUCAGGCCUCAGAUUGAGGUGGCCAACAGUUUUGCUCUGGUGGGUCUGGACCAGCUGGAAAGGACCUUCCCCUUCCUCAACCAGUCCACCGACGAGGUGGUGGCUCACCUGAAGGACGCCUUCUUCCUGACUCUGGACGACAUGCAGCUGUGGGUGGUGGACGGGCUGGACGGAGCCCUGGACCAGAUGGAGCGUCUCUCUCACGCCGCCUGGGUGGCGGUGAGGCAGCUGCAGGACUCGCAGGUGGGACGCGCCGCCUCGUCGGGUCUGGACGACGUGCUCGGCCGCCUGGAGAACGCCAGCGCCUACUACAUGCCGCUACCGCCCACGCUCCGUCGCGAGUGGGAGACGAGGGUUCAGGAGUACGAGGACGAAGACGACGACGACGAGCCCGGUGUGUGGACGCGGGUCCGCAGCCUCCUCCUCAGCAUCGGCCUGCAGCUUUACCACCGCAUGGUCAAGGUCCGAGAACAGCUGGAGGACGCGUCCGGAACCCUGGGCGAUGCCGUCCAAGCGGUGGGGCUGGGGGCCGUCCUGGAUCUGCUGGGGCGGCUGCUGCAGUCCCUGCAGAGGCUGCUGGUGGCGCUGGUGUACCGCGCAGAGACCCUGAGGGAACUGAGCCUGGGCCGGCUUCGGGAUCAAGCCCUCACGCUGGCGGAGCUCCGUCCCGUGCGGGAGAUCCGAGAGCUCCCGUUUCAGGUCCGGCGGCUCCUCUGGGAUCUUCGGGAGCUCUCCAAGAUCCUCGUGCAACUCGUCGUCAACGCCACGCCGCUCUACAACGUGCUCCAGCAGCCGUCCGACAAAGAGGUGGAGGACUUCCUGAACCGGGAGGACUUCCGCUCGGACAGCUCGUCCCGCCGCGGCUCGGCUAACAGCCUCUUCCUGAAGGCCAUGGACGGACGUCCUCGCCGGCGCAAGAGUCUCUUCUCCAAGGCCGUCCGCAGCCCGGGCCCCGACCCCGCCGCCUCGGGCCGCCGCUCCAGCCUGAAGCAGGACUCGGAGGCGGACGGCUCCCCCGUGCCUUCCGACUGCGCCGCCCAACGCCGCCCGUCCGCCACCGAGCUCAUCCUCACGCCGCUCAAGCAGUUAGUUUCGCAGAGCCAAAGGGCUUUCGAGUACCUCAACCCCAACUCCGCAGAAAAGUCCAUCAACAGCGCCGCCGACUGACCGACGAGCCCCCGCCGCCACCCGCCGCCCCCGCUCCCGCUCCUGACAGAUUAGAUAACUCCCAGUUGAUGUCGGUCAGCGCGUUCGCCUUCUCCAACGGAACCGUCGCAAAACUACCUUAAGCUCAGCGCUCGCUCUCACUCUACGCACGCAGCACUUCCGCGUUUGGGGUUAGGAGGUGUGCCAACGUUCGGUCGCCGGGCGAACGCAUCGAACCUGACAACGUGGGAAACAUUUUGAAACUAAAACCGAUGUUGGCGGGCGCCGCUACCCUUUUGUCUUUAAAAAGUCAUCACCUUUGAUGAAAUUUCAACCUUGAAAAGUAUCAGCAUCGAACGACUGAAUAUACCCACGACAAAUGACACAAGCCCACGUCAUCGCGCAUUUCCAGAAUGAGGGUUCUUUUUCUGUCAGAUGGCUUGAAAAAGACGCAACGCGGAAACCGCUACACCUCCUCACCUUUCCGCCGGAAAGGCUCCACGUGUUGCCGUGCAUACGGUCCGUUCCGCUUCCCUGGACUCUCGCUCGACCGCCGCAGCGCCUGCGAGGACCGACGUCACGCCACUCCACGCGUUGAGAAUUCCGCUUCCUUCGACUCUCACUUGACCGCACGUGCCGCCUGCGAGGCGAGGCCAGCUUCCGAAGCCUCGGAAUUCUGAGCGAUUGUGGCUAAACGGCAAACACGAAAUGCUAACGGUUACGCCAAGAGGAACGACUAUGCCUGAUAUCUGCUAACUUGUAAACCGGUCACAUGACAGGUGGUAGAGGUCAUAGGUUGUGGGGGCGUGUGUGUCAGCGAUGUCCUCCAAUAAAGCUUGCAGUACCUUCA
Molecule: messenger RNA, 2500 nt
Organism: Phyllopteryx taeniolatus (common seadragon)
Lineage: Eukaryota; Metazoa; Chordata; Actinopteri; Syngnathiformes; Syngnathidae
Gene: plin6
Product: perilipin 6
Exons: 8
Coding region: 271-1671 (466 amino acids)
Biological process (GO): lipid storage; positive regulation of triglyceride storage
Cellular component (GO): lipid droplet; cytosol
Source: RefSeq, a predicted model, not a curated record